Alternaria hordeiaustralica is the source of this 1704-nucleotide messenger RNA. RefSeq lists its product as uncharacterized. Lineage: Eukaryota; Fungi; Ascomycota; Dothideomycetes; Pleosporales; Pleosporaceae. Bases 1 to 1704 code for a protein of 567 amino acids. The record is from RefSeq and is a predicted model, not a curated record. The transcript has a single exon.
AUGUCGAAAAAGAGCGCGCAGUGCCUGAACAACACCUCCUCGCUACUCACGCAUCCACAUAACUUCCGCGCCAUCACCUUCGACAUACCUCCACGAUAUGAAUUGUUCAUGGCUACCGUGCUCCCGAACUUCAAGCACACCCCGGUCAGGGCGAUAAUGUUUAGGCCCAACAGCAUGGUGGUCGAAUCGGUCUUAAACCAGAUGCUGUUAACUUAUCAGCAUCUACCAAAGGCCGAACUUCUCAUGAUACCAAGUCACGACUUUGGAGACCUGACUCGAAUCCAAGGCACGCACGGCUUCAUGCGGCGCCUCUGGACAUUCAUAGAUCCACGGAACAAGGACCAGCGCAACUGGAUCAGAUCUCACAACGCAUCGGUCACGCGUCACACACUAAUCGGACCACAUGUACGGGCGCCCCCAGGAAAGUAUCUAUCUGGCAAUGCACCUCCGCAGAUCCGAGAGCUUACCGGUCACUUUGGCAUGUGCAUCCGACUCAUUCGAAUUGCACCCAGCACGCGUUUCGAUGAUCUCAAAGACCGACCGCUCGACUUGAUAUGCGCCCCAUAUGCGCCGGCGGAUAUCGUUCGUGGGAUGAUCGACAGUAAGCGGCAAUACCGCGUCCAUUCAGUAUCGAUCGUCAACGACAACUAUAAAGACAACACUUUGAUGGACAAUGUGCUGGUUCGACUUUUCGAACAAAUGCCCAACGGUAUCAUACUGGAAGAACUUCGAGUGGCCGAAGUCAAUCUCCUUCUCAAGACGGGUUACAUUCCACAACAUGCCUAUCUAGUCAACAAGAUCGGUCUCUUACGCCUGUACAACUGCCCAGGAUUAAGCCAAUUCACAAGCGUCGAUGCCUUCAGAAACUCUGAUCUACACACGUUCAUCUACCUAUGGGAUUACCCAAAGCUGAACCCAGAAGUACGGGAUGGAGUCUUUCGCAAUGUGACAAGACAUUGCAGCAAAUUGGAGCACUUCUGCUUCCACGCGCGAAGAGACAUCUCGGACGAGCAAGUCAAAACUGCGCUCAGCGCUCCUGAUGCCAAUGGCCAAACAAAGCCUGUAUCGCGAAAAGAGCGAAAGAAGGCAAGACAAAGCGAGGUGUAUGGCAUCGGGCACCUACUGCGCAAGUUGCCUCCGAUUUUGAAGACACUUUCCCUGCGCAUUGGAGAGAGGUCAGAAGUUCCUGACCAGGAACUACAACUUCUGGGUCAGUACUUCCCAGAUCUAAGACACGUCGGCAUUCCUUGCCCAGUGCUCUGGGAUGCGAUUGAAGUAGGUCACUUGAGUGACGAUAUGUGGAGAGAUGUUGGCGAACAAGCAACAAUUCUCUCCACUAUCUAUGGACUCGAAUACCUACAUUUGUUUGUCGCAAACCUGGGAACAGAGCCUAGGAUGGGCACCAAGGCCAUCAGCACGGCACUCCAGCGUGUUGCGUACGAAGUCCUCGCUAUCGUCUCAAGUGAGUGCAGAGGACUCAAGUACCUCUCUAUCACGGUAUGGGACUUCGUCGAGCACGCUGGAGGGAAGUCGGAGCCUGUAGCUGUGCACCUGAAAGUCAACAGGGAUGACUCAAAGCAGUCGGAGCUUGUGUGGGCGAAGGAGCUGGGCGUCGACAUGGAGCUGUAUGGUGACACAAAGGAGUGUACAUACGAGGGCAUCGUGGAUACGAAGACGGCGCGGUGGGCGAGGCCGAAGUACUGA